GGCGGGUCCUAAUGGUAAAUUUGGCAGAGUCAGCGAAACGCGGCUCCGGGCGGACCUGACGGCCGGGCAGCGCCCUCUCCCGCGCCCUCGUCCUCUCCCGCGCCAGGCAGCGGCGAGCACGGGGCCAUUUGCAGCGCAGGCAGCCUCGCGAGCAGCCGCGGCGCCGAUCCGGGAGGGAGGCGGCACCAUGGAGCUGAAGAAGGACAGCAACGCCGUGGCCAUCGACAUGCUGCUCAUCGUGCACUCUGAGAAGCGGCGCGCGGCCCAAGCCACGCACUUGGACUCUCAGGCGGACCCGGGCGCGCUGCUGCAAAACCGAGGAGGACUCCAAGGUGUCAGAAACGGAAUCCGGAAAUGGCAAGAACUGGAAAAAAACGGCUUUCAGGGAAACUUGCCAGAGAAGCAGUGCCUUCAGCCGCCACAGGUCAUCACUUCCUAUGAUAACCAAGGUACUCAGCUGACUGUAGAAAUCCACCCGCAAGACGCCAUGCCCCAGCUGCUCAAGAAGUUCUCUUUGGCGAAACGUUUACAAGGUGACAAAAAUGGAAACAUGAGGCCCCGGCAGCCUGGAGGGAAAGACGCCCAUGCCUACCCCUGGGACAGGUCCAGCUUGAAAUCCAUGCCCCUGGACCUGCGGCACUUUGAGAAACUUGAUGCCUCUGCCUCACAGGUGACAGUCAAGAGUGGCCUGGAUGAGCUGGUGAGUGACUUGCUCCAGGAAGCCCACAGCGAUCUGGAAAGGGUCCGAGCCAUCUGGAUCUGGAUCUGCCACCACAUAGAGUACGACAUGGAGGCCGCCCAGGAGAAGGACCGCCAAGCCUUCAAACCCACUGACAUCCUGAGGACCCAGAAGACCAACUGUGAUGGCUACGCUGGCCUCUUUGAACGGAUGUGCAGGAUCGCUGGUGUACAGUGUGUCACCGUGCCUGGCUACUCCAAGGGUUUUGGUUACCAGACUGGACAAAGCUUCUCUGGAGAGUUCGACCACGCCUGGAAUGCUGUGUACCUUGAGGGCCAUUGGCACCUGCUGGACAGCACCUGGGGAAGUGGCCUGGUGGACACUACCACCUCCAAAUUUACCUUUCUCUACAACGAAUUCUACUUCCUCACCCACCCCGCCCUGUUCAUUGAGGACCACUUCCCAGACAACAAAAACUGGCAACUGCUGAAGCCACCUCAGUCUCUGAGGCAGUUUGAGAACAACAUGUACCACAAGAGUGAAUUCUACAACAAGGGCAUGCUGAGUGCUCACCCAGAGACGUCCAUGAUCCGAACAGUGAAUGGGAAAGCCACGGUCACCAUUGAGAGCUGUGCCCCGACACUGUUCAUGUUCAUGCUCAAUGGCAAACAGGAGCAUGGGCUACUGAGCCUCAGGAAGAACGGGAUGAAGUUGGAGGUGUACCCUCCAACCAUGGGCACCCACAAGCUGCAGAUCUUCGCCAAAGGCAACUCUGAAAUCUACAGCUCAGUGCUAGAGUACACACUCAAAUGCAACUAUGUAGACCUCUCCAUCCGGCUGCCCGCUGAGCUUCACCAGCCUGUGGGCCCCAGCUGGUUCUCAGAGCAGAUGGGCAUCACGAAGCCCUCCCACCCUGACCCCAUCAUCCACACCAGUGAUGGUCGCUGUUCCAUCAGCUUUGGCGUGGAGGAGGGCAUCAGUGUCCUGGCAUCCCUCCAUGGAGAUGACGGCCCCAUCACCGAGGAGAUGCAACGGCGGUACAUCUUCCAGUUGAACCGAGAGAAGAGGACAGAGCUGAAAGUCCAGCUGCCCCAUGCUGGCAAGUUUGCCCUUAAAAUCUUUGUGAAGAAGAGGCAGGAACAAGGCAAUUUUGUCUUUGUCUUCAACUACCUCCUGUGCUGCGCCAACACCAAGGUGAACUGGCCGGUGUUCCCCGAGAGCUUUGGCAAUUGGGGACAGGACAAUGAGCUGCUGGAGCCCCUCUCGGGGGUUCUUCCGGCCAACCGCAAUGUACCCUUCAAACUGAAGCUGCACGGCAUUGCCAAAGCCCUGGUGAAAGGGCAGGACACAUGGCCCCUGACCCUUAACCCUGAGGGGUACUGGGAGGGCAGCUGUAACACUGCUGGCUGCCAAGAAGUCUACGUCAUGGUGCUAGAGAAUGCUAACCACAACUUCUACUCCUACAUCCUGAAAUACAAAGUGAACGACCAGUAAGGGGCUGCAUACCCACAGCCUCCCAGUGCUAAGGCCAGCCCUGCCCAGGGAGGGCCCAAGCGAAGCGCAGAGAGCCUGGGACACCACUGAUCUGCAUGAAAUAACUUCUAGGCAUCUGCCUCCGUCUCCCUGCUCUGUCCCAGGCAUUGAGGUAUUUGUGCUGCUGAGGGCUUCACUCAGUGUGAUUGUGGAUGGAGGGACAGAGGCAAAGGCCCUUUAGAAGAAAAAGGUGCUAUGUAAAUCCGAGGUAUUGUGAAGUGUACGCCCAUGCCUGUGCCUGCUCAUGCAUUAGUGCUAUGCUGUAGAGCUGGGUGGGAAAGCAGAGAUGUUGCCAGUGUUGAAAGAUCUCCAUACCAUGCCUAGAGAAUGAUGUCUGAGGCUGAAUCUAUUAGAGAGGUCAGCCACCCAAGUCAUACAGUGUUCCUCCACUGCUUCUGGACCCCAGGGAAUGCUGGGCCUGCCCAUCUUCCAUAUUCCUAGAUCCUCUUCAUUAGCCCUUUUAUGCUUUUCACAAGCUUGUGGAAAGGGAGAUGUGGAAAAGAAGCUAACUGACCAUCAGCCAGCUAGAGGCUGUUAUCUCCCAGCCCCUGUGAGUCUCUGGGAUGGAACAAGGGCAGAAAACAGCUGUGUACACAUAGGGAUAUCCUGGGUGGGUACCAGGGCUGGAGUGGUGUCUUUGAAAGUCCAGCAAUGCACACUUAAAGAUGAAGGUCCUUAAUCCAUGUGCCUACCAGAGUUCAGCUCUGAGCCUACCUCCCAGCCUGAGCCCAGGCCCAUCAUCGGUUUUUCCACAGGAGCCUCAAAUGCCUACACAACCAGACAGGCUGAUGAUCAUGAACGGAGAUCUGAGUCCUGGGCAGGCAGAUGUGUCCCUGAGAAACUGCAGCCGAACUAGGGACAGAAUAUGAUAAUGGAAUUCUGCAGCUUCCAGGGUCCCUUACAAGCCAAACUAGGCCGACGGGACCACCACAUGCCCCUGGAGAGAAUGUUUGUCCCCGUCUCUGAGAAAAGCCCCAUCAUAGCCAUCUUUCCCUCCUGCCUUUCUCUGAAAUGACAAAUCCUGCCCUGAAUUCAACCCUCUGUUGGGAACAGUUGAGGGCCUCUUACUUGCUCAGGCCUGUCCUAAAAGACCUCAGCUGCCUAGCUGGCCCUCAGCAGCACCUGAGGCUGGUGUUUCCAUGGCAACAGUGAGGGACUGGCAGUCUGUAGCAGGCAGCAGGCAAGGAAGGGCUGAGAAAGGCCCCAAGAGGACACUACAAUACAGUCCCAGUGCACGGAUGCACCCCAGCCUGGUCCCCCCACCGAACUCCUGGGAUCUAGGAGUCUGCCCGCUCUGCCUAUCUCAGGACCCCCAUCCUUCACUUCUGAGAGCCACCCCACAUGUCUUCAGGCCAUGUGGAUGCAGCCAGAGCCAGCCUGAGAUCCUCACACCCUCCUUCUCUUCAUGGCCCUGUGUUGGAUUCUGGGACUGUAGAGGUUAACAGGAAGGACUCAGCCGCAGCCAUCUAGACCUCUGGGUGGGUGGUCUGCUGGGUGGGGCCAGCCUAUCUGAAGAUCCAGAAUCCCAGAACCUCAGUCCUUCACCUCCUUCAGCUCCUUUCCCACAGGUUCCCCCACUGCCACUCACCUGGGACCAGAUACCCACCCUCCACCAAACUGGGCAGCCUCACUGGUUAUUAGCAUGACCACUGGGGGGCUGAGCUGCCUUGGCUUGUGUCCUGGGUCCUCUGGCAGUCUUCAGCUGUCCGCCUCUUGUCAUUCACUCACGGAAAAUGCACAAAAGCCACGGAAGCAUCACCACUACACACCACUACAAGGUGGAGUGGAAACGGUGGGGUUUGCACAGCCUGGAAACAGCCUUGCCUCACCCCUUUUAUUUUAUGAGCAGAAAGAAGUGUGCUAUGUGUUAACAAAAUAAUAAGUGCUUCCGCGAUUCCUGCCACACGCUAGACACAGCCCUGAUGGCCACUGCUAGCCUUGCAGAAGAUGAUACUCAUGCUUUUCAAAACAGCAUAACGAGUCCACCCGGGAGCUUGUAGAGCUUGCUACCCCCUACACACAAAACAGGAGCUGUCCUCAGCACCAGAGACCCAGGCCGGCCUCCCCCAGGGCGUGGUGGGUCAUCUGCGCACGCCCCUGACUCCUCAUUUAACCAGGCAGCCCCUUUGUCAAGGCGGCUGUAGGAGCACUCAGAAAAACGCAUGCAUUUCUUUCGACGGAAGUAAAGAUACAUGAAACUAAAUCCAAUCUUCAUGAAUUUUUACACGCGUGCUGCUCAGGCUGGAAAUUUGGAGGUUGCGUUUUGAAGGCUUUAUAUUCAAAUCCCCCUCUUUUGUCUCCGGUCCACGAGUCCCAGUGGCUGAGCGAAUGGCACGAGCGCCCUCUGGUGGUGGUCAACAAGCGACGUUGCCACCGCUGCAAACACCCUACUGGAUCUAUGAUUGUUAAAAAUCACUAGGUGCUUUCUUGUGCCUCGUGGAUAUGCCGAGGUCAGCGUUGCCAUGCAGACUGUGAGAAGAGCCUGGGGGAGACUUCCUGGCUGGUGUGGUGAGAAAACACAGAAUGUGAUAAGAAUUAAGAGUGUUUUGCCCACAAAUCUUUUUCCUGAGACAGAAACCCUGGACACAAGCCUGCCUGGCCGAGGUCGCUUUGAUCACACUCAUUGCUAUGCCAAUGACAGGCUGAAACUGAUCAAACUCAGCAUUUUGCCAGGCAAGCCCCAGGAUGGGUGCCAGGAUGCAGAAGGGUGGGGCAUGGUGGGCCAAAAGGGAGCGAUUAACCUCUUUUCCCUUUGCUUCCAAAGUGCCACCCUCUCAGCUGGACUGCUCUCUGUCUGGUUGUGAGUAUUUUGAGUUCUCCAUAUGUUUCAUUGUCCCACCAGGAUGGACUUCUCAAGGACCGCUGAGAUUAAAGAGACGUAAAUAGAUUAACCGAAGCAUGAAGGAUUUGAGCUAGAUAUAAAGAACCAUUUCCUGUCGUGAAGCAGGAGGGACGGGUUGCCAAUAAAGUCUGUGAAAUUCUCAAAGGCCCUGAGAAGGAGAAAAGUCUCCCCAGUGUUCUGGAGUUUUCUUUGCCAUGCUUGCUGAAGCGGUUGGGUUCUCUCUCUAUAAAUGCUUGGACUACACUGGUUGACCUGCAGUAAACAUGGGGUUAACGGUGUGACCACAUGGCUCAUGACUGUCAGAUUUCUAAGGUACUUCAUCUGAAGUCUGUCAUUUCUUUUCAUUUGGAGUACGUAGUCAAAGCUGCAAAGAUGACUAUUUUCUUUUAAGGUGUGGGCUGAAUUGUGUGUCACUGGCUGUUGAAGAUGCUCUCCUCUCUUUGUUGUUGGGGUUGUUUUUCAAUAAAAUUUAUAUUCAUUUUUAUCCAA
Molecule: messenger RNA, 5543 nt
Organism: Onychomys torridus (southern grasshopper mouse)
Lineage: Eukaryota; Metazoa; Chordata; Mammalia; Rodentia; Cricetidae
Gene: Ky
Product: kyphoscoliosis peptidase
Exons: 11
Coding region: 188-2173 (661 amino acids)
Source: RefSeq, a predicted model, not a curated record